AUGCAUUUCUCCACUCUUUUUAACGCAGCCCUUGUCGCUGUCGUCAGCUUCAGCGAUGUCACAACUGCCCACGUCGUGUUUGUAGAUGCAUACGGAAACGCCAAUGCUCAUGUUCACGGCUUCGGUCUUGGACAUCACGCAGGCACUACCCGAAAGGGUUUUGCUCAAUACCCGCAACAAAGAGAUAUCGCAGUUUUCAACCAGAGACCUGUGCAUACUGGUUGGUGGAAGGGUUAUCUUAAGAACACUUGCGGUGUUUCCAUUCUUUCCGUCACUCAGUGGUAUCAAAAGUUCCAUCCCGCUAAAUGGAGCGGAAAGGGUAUCACCGAUGCUAAGAGGAGGUGGUAUUGGGCCCAGGCUGCCAACGCCGGAGCAUACAUUUCUAUCAAGGGCAAUAUUGAUUGGAUGAUUAACUCGGAGGUGGCCAAGGGGACGAGAACUGAUAUCGCUACUGGACGAAAGGGAAUCAAGAACGGUAUUCCUAAGGUCACCGCUGGUGGUGUUUUGAACAUUUUGGCCUGGCAGGUAAAUGCCGAUGGCGGUGGACACUUCAAGUGUAACCUCGACACCUGGGCCAACGGAAAGGCAUUCUCGGUCCCCCUCAAGGUUCUCAAGAACUGUGGCGGUACCAAAGCCUCCAUCCAUAUCGCAGGUGUUCAAAAGACCUGUUGGUUCAAAGUAGCAAUGCCUGCAAACUUGAACUGCCUCGGAAGCUCGACAACUGGAAAGAAUACCUUCAAGGAUCUUUGCAUCGUGAGAUGUGAAAACAGUGCCAGGAACGGCCCCUUCGGAGGAUGCGUCCCAAUCCAACAAAUCAGGCCAAAGCCACCACCACCACCAAAGCCAGUUGUUGUUACUGUUAGACCCGCACCAGUCACCGUCACCGUCAAGCAGGGCAAUGUUGUCACUGUCACCAAGGGUGAUGUCGUUGCCGUCCCCAAUACUCGGAUCUCUACUAUAACCCGCGCUCAAGUUCUCACCGUCACCCAAGGCCAAGUUAUCACAAUCAUCGUCAAGGGUGUUGCGAAACCCACAACUUGCACCAAGAAGGGUGUUAUUACCAUCACCAACGAGUCCCGCGUCACUGUUACCCAACAGAGCACUGUCACGGUUGACAACAAGUCUGUUGUUACUGUUACCCAAGAUAGCAUUGUCACCAUCACCAAGGCCCCAGAAAUUGUUACUACUACCAAGGAGGCAACUACUACCACUAUUCUACCAACUGCCGAUCCCGAAGAUGGUGAUGCCAAUAAGGCUGAACCUACUUCUGAGGGUACCAGGACUCCCACACCUGAGGAAGUCGAGGCAGCCAAGGGUGGAGAAGAAAUCGAUCCGGAAGAUCUUGAGGAAGCCAAGGACGAGAAGAUUGACGAGAAGACCAAGGAGGAACUUGAAGAGGCGGUUGAAGACCAGAAGGCAGGUGGCAAGACAGGUGAGGAACCCCCAGCGGAGGAAGUUGAAGAGAUGGGCUACGAUUAA
This is a messenger RNA of Orbilia oligospora ATCC 24927, 1479 nucleotides long. RefSeq lists its product as uncharacterized. Lineage: Eukaryota; Fungi; Ascomycota; Orbiliomycetes; Orbiliales; Orbiliaceae. The transcript has 2 exons. The record is from RefSeq and is a predicted model, not a curated record. The coding region runs from base 1 to 1479 and encodes 492 amino acids.